GAGAAGCGUCGCCGCCGCCGCGUUCGCAGCCGUGCAGCGCCGGCCGGAUCCAGCCGGGCAGCCAGAUUGGAAGACCCUCCUGGUGAAGAAGAGCCCCCCGCCGGUUGCCGCCCACCAUCAUGGCUCCCACUCUCGCCACGGCCCACCGGCGUCGCUGGUGGAUGGCCUGCACGGCCGUUGUGGAGAACCUCUUCUUCUCCGCCGUCCUCUUGGGCUGGGGGUCCCUCCUGAUCAUGCUCAAGUCGGAGGGCUUCUACUCCUACCUGUGCCCCCACCCAGAUAACUCCACAGGGGCGGCCUUGGUGCCCGGGAACGGGACGGCAGCCCCACAGCCGGAAGAGGCCCGCAUGAACGGCUGGCUGAUCUGCAAGGAGCAGGACGAGAUGCUAAACCUGGCCUUCACCGUGGGCUCCUUCCUGCUGAGCGCCAUCACCCUCCCCCUGGGCAUCGUCAUGGACAAGUAUGGGCCACGCAAGCUGAGGCUGCUGGGCAGUGCCUGCUUUGCCGUCUCCUGUGUGAUGAUCGCCUAUGGGGCCAGCAACCCGGACUCCCUGUCGGUGCUGAUCUUCAUCUCGCUGUCGCUGAACGGCUUUGGAGGGAUGUGCAUGACCUUCACCUCUCUCACACUGCCCAACAUGUUCGGGGAUCUGCGCUCCACCUUCAUUGCCCUCAUGAUCGGCUCCUACGCUUCCUCGGCAGUGACGUUUCCUGGGAUCAAGGUGAUCUACGACCUGGGCGUCUCCUUCAUCCUCAUCCUGCUGGUUUGGGCCGGCUGUGCGGGCCUCGUCUUCUUCAACUGCUUCUUCAACUGGCCCCUGGAGCCCUUCCCAGGCCCCGAAGACAUGGACUACACGGUGAAGAUCAAGUUCAGCUGGCUGGGCUUUGACCACAAGAUCACCGGGAAGCAGUUCUACAAGCAGGUGACCACGGUCGGCCGGCGCCUGAGUGUGGGCAGCUCCAUGAAGGGCAACAAGGAGAACACAGCCCUGCAGAACGGCAACAAGCUCUGCUUCUCCACAGUGGACCUGGAGGUGAAGUGUGAGCCGGACAGUGCAGCAGCUUCCCCCUCCUUCAUGAACAGCGUCUUCAGCCCCAUCCUCCUGCUCAGCCUGGUCACCAUGUGCGUCACGCAGCUCCGGCUCAUCUUCUACAUGGGGGCCAUGAACAACAUCUUGGAGUUCCUGGUGGAGGGCAAGAUGGAGACAGUGGAGCUUUACGGCUCCAUCUUCGGAGUCCUGCAGCUGCUCUGCCUCAUGACGGCACCGGUGAUCGGCUACAUCAUGGACUGGAAGCUGAAGGAGUGCGACGACGGCGGCCCCGAGGAGGCCGACAAGGGAGAUGACAGCCCCCCGGGUGAGAAGAAGAAGGAGAAGAGACCUCGGGACCGCCAGAUCCAGAAGGUCUGCAACGCGACCCGGGCUUUCGCGUUCACCAACCUGCUGCUGGUGGGCUUUGGGGUCACCUGCCUGAUCCCCAACUUGCCUCUGCAGAUCCUUUCCUUCAUCCUGCACACCAUCGUCAGAGGCUUCAUCCACUCGGCCGUCGGGGGCCUCUAUGCUGCCGUGUAUCCUUCCACCCAGUUUGGCAGCUUGACUGGGCUGCAAUCUCUCGUCAGCGCCCUCUUUGCCCUCCUGCAGCAGCCCCUUUUCCUGGCCAUGAUGGGCCCCCUGAAAGGAGACCCCCUCUGGGUCAACGUGGGGCUGCUGGGGGUGAGCAUGCUCGGCUUCUGCCUGCCGGUCUACCUCAUCUGCUACAGGCGGCGCCUGGAACGGGCGAAGCAGCAGAAGGACGACGAUGCCCAGCUCUUCCUCAAGAUCAACGGCACGCCCAGCGAGGAGGCCUUUGUCUAGGGACACAUUUGGACCGGCUGGGGGAGGGCUCCCCCCGCCCUGGGGCCCCAGAGAAGCCCCCAGCACAGCUCCCAUCUCACGGGUCUUGCUUUGGAUUCAAAAGCCACGCCACUAUGCCUCUGCCGUGGCACCACCCUGCUGUGGCCUCCCCUGCCCACGGUCUCUGGUGCUGGCCUCGGAGACGCCUGACUUCGUACGGGUCUUGGUUGCUUUGCAAAGGGAAUGCUCCCCUACCCCCCACCCCCUCCCCGUUCUGGUGACCUGGCCCUUCCUGGCACACACCUGCACGACGCACAAACACCCAGACAAACCCAGCUUGGUUUCUGUCUGUGCAGGACACGGACUCCAGCCUCCCUCCCCAUCUGCCUGCUCUGCCAUGGCGGGGGACAGCCGAGGAAGAAGAGGAGGAGGGCAUCCGGUUUGCCUGCAUUUUGCACCUGUUCUGGGAGGGGGGGAUGUGGCCCCCACCUUCUCUGCAGAUUGAGGACCAGCUUGACAAAAGCUGGGGGUUGCACAGUGUCGUGUUUCCCCCCCCUCCCUUUGGACUUUUUGGGGCAUGACCGAAGAGGGGCGGCUUUGCACAGGGUCGCACCGACAUCUGCAGCGGGAAUUAAGCCCCACGUCUCAAAUAUUAGGGGGCCUGGCAGAGCUGGGCAAGGAGACACCCGGAAUCAUGAGCUGGGCUGAGGUGCGCUGGCUCCUGCCCUGUGGUCCCCUUCAGCCUCCUGGUGCCUGGCGCAGCAACUGCCGCCCUCUGGUGGCAGGAAUCCCCGCAGGAGGCAGGGCACUGGUUCUCAUGCAGCAGCCAUUGGAGCAGGGGGGGGGCAAGAUGCCACGGGCGCAUUGCACUGUCUUUUCUCUCGGGCGGAUUGCACUGUCUUGUCUCUCGACAUAAAACAAAAAAAAACCCCA
Messenger RNA from Thamnophis elegans (Western terrestrial garter snake), 2762 nucleotides. It is a transcript of the gene SLC43A2, whose product is annotated as solute carrier family 43 member 2. The transcript has 14 exons. Gene Ontology annotation, molecular function: L-amino acid transmembrane transporter activity; neutral L-amino acid transmembrane transporter activity. The record is from RefSeq and is a predicted model, not a curated record. Gene Ontology annotation, biological process: transmembrane transport; neutral amino acid transport. The coding region runs from base 120 to 1850 and encodes 576 amino acids. NCBI's taxonomy places the organism in Eukaryota, Metazoa, Chordata, Lepidosauria, Squamata, Natricidae.